Synchiropus splendidus (mandarinfish) is the source of this 2313-nucleotide messenger RNA. It is a transcript of the gene slc23a4, whose product is annotated as solute carrier family 23 member 4. The transcript is spliced from 11 exons. Gene Ontology annotation, cellular component: membrane. Gene Ontology annotation, biological process: transmembrane transport. The record is from RefSeq and is a predicted model, not a curated record. Bases 106 to 2031 code for a protein of 641 amino acids. Lineage: Eukaryota; Metazoa; Chordata; Actinopteri; Syngnathiformes; Callionymidae. Gene Ontology annotation, molecular function: transmembrane transporter activity.
UCCCGCCGACGCUGACAGUCGCGCUCACUUCCACGACUAAUGGUGCUUCACUUGACUGUUUUGUUAUCUGGCUUCAAAGGCCAACUUAGUCUAAGAGCCUGAAGCAUGUCGCCGGCAAAGGGAAGUCAUGGCCUGGACAACUAUGCAUUUACGAUUGACGGGCAGUUUUGCGAUAUACCUGACACCAAACGAAAAGGGGAGGAGGCGAUUGAUGAAGACACCAACAAGCUGGUUUACUGUGUAACAGAUGUUCCGCCCUGGUAUCUGUGUAUCAUUCUUGGAGUUCAGCACUGCUUGACUGCCUUCGGUGGUAUCGUUGCCAUCCCCUUGAUCCUGGCUCAGGGGUUGUGCCUCCAACAUGACGGCCUCACACAGAGUCACCUCAUCAGCACCAUCUUCUUUGUCUCUGGCAUCUGCACUUUGCUACAAGUAACCUUUGGCGUCCGGUUGCCAAUUCUCCAAGGUGGCACGUUUACGCUGCUGGCGCCAUCCAUGGCCAUGUUAUCCAUGCCUGAGUGGACUUGUCCUGCCUGGACACAGAAUGCCACCCUUGUGAACACGUCCUCCCCUGAAUUUAUCGAAGUGUGGCAGAGUCGACUGAGAGCGCUUCAAGGCUCCAUCAUGGUGGGAUCACUCUUCCAAGUGUUUGUGGGAUUUUCAGGCCUUAUUGGUCUCUUCAUGCGCUUCAUUGGACCGCUCACUAUUGCACCCACCAUCUCUCUUAUUGGCCUUUCUCUGUAUGACUCUGCUGGGUCCAGCGCUGGGAGUCACUGGGGCAUUUCCGCAAUGACUACUGUGUUGAUCAUCAUAUUCUCACAGUACCUCCGCCACAUACCUGUACCCUUCCCAGCGUACAACAGGGACAAAAAGCUCCACACGUGCCACAUCUACGUCUUUCAGAUUCUCCCUGUUUUACUGGGCCUCAUGUUGUCCUGGCUUAUCUGCUACAUUUUGACUGUAUAUGAUGUUUUUCCCUCGGAGCCAGACAAGUACGGAUACUUGGCUCGCACGGAUGUAAAGGGAGAUGUGAUGGCCCAGGCGCCAUGGUUGACCUUCCCAUAUCCUGGUAAAAUCCUGGAAUGGUUUAUUCCUCGAUUGAAAUGUUCCUGUCUUUGUGACUAUUUUUUCUAUAUCCCAAAUCCAGGCCAGUGGGGGUUGCCGACUGUGACUUUGGCCGGGGUUUUUGGCAUAUUGGCUGGUGUGAUUUCCUCCAUGAUCGAGUCUGUUGGGGACUACCACGCUUGUGCCAGGCUAUCCGGUGCGCCACCUCCCCCAAAACAUGCUAUCAACAGGGGGAUCGGAAUUGAGGGGCUGGGCAGUCUCCUGGCAGGGGCCUGGGGCACUGGCAACGGUACCACUUCCUACAGUGAAAACGUGGGAGCCCUCGGUAUCACAAAGGUUGGGAGUCGCAUGGUCAUCAUCGCCGGUGGAUUCUUGAUGAUCAUAAUGGGAGUUUUUGGGAAAGUGGGAGCCAUAUUCAGUACCUUGCCGUCGCCCGUGGUCGGAGGGAUGUUCAUGGUUAUGUUUGGAGUCAUUUGUGCAGCUGGAGUGUCCAAUCUACAGUAUACAGACAUGAACUCAUCUCGAAACAUCUUCAUCUUCGGCUUCUCCAUGUUCUCUGGUCUCGUCAUACCUAACUGGAUUAUUAAAAACCCCAGAGCCAUUGCCACAGGGGUGGUAGAACUUGACCAGGUUCUCCAGGUUCUUCUCACCACCAGCAUGUUUGUGGGAGGCUUCUUCGGCUUCAUUCUUGACAACACUAUACCAGGAUCGAAGCAGGAGCGGGGCAUCCUGGCGUGGAACAAGGUUCACAAUGAAGACUCAACCAACACCCUGGAGAACAGCGAAGUUUACAACCUCCCCUUUGGAAUCAGCUCCUACUUGUCGAACUUUCCCUGGAUUCGAUACGUUCCGUUCUGCCCCUCGGGCAGGAUGAGUUCCCUGCAUGAAUGUAAAGGGGAUGCCAGUUCUUUGAAGCCAAAGCAGGCAAAUGGACAUGCAGAAAUGAUCACUGUGGGAGUGGCUCUUUGAGAUCACUCGUCAAUAAUUCCGCACAAAGGUGUGAUAUUUUCAUAAUUUCAUUACUGGAGAAAGCUUGUGGCAUGAAUGGAUGCUAUGAAUCACAUUAUUGGCAAAUCCUCCCAGCUCAAUGAAAUAAUAUUUUGUGUCAUUGUACUGUGAGAGAGCAAGUCGCUGAAACGUUGUCCUUUAUUUAUGUUUUUGUUGUCUGAUUUGUCUAACUAUUGAAACGAUCCUGUUAUUUUGUAUAUGUUUAUGAUGUACAUGAAUACAUAAAUUAAUUUCUGAUUCUUC